UACGACUACAUUAUCUGCGGGGGAGGGUUGGCUGGGUGCGUUUUGGCUGAACGCCUUUCGCAGGACGAGUCCAAGCGUGUGCUCGUACUAGAGGCUGGCGGCUCGGACUACAAAAGUCUUUUCAUCAGGAUUCCGGCUGGAGUCUUACGGCUCUUUCGCAGUAAAUACGAUUGGCAACAUGAAACGGGCGGUGAAAAGGGUUGCAACGGACGGAAUGUGUUUUUGCAACGCGGCAAGAUUCUCGGCGGAUCUUCGUGCACCAAUGUAUGUCUGCAUCACCGUGGGUCAGCGGAAGAUUACAACAGCUGGAACAUUCCCGGGUGGACGGCUACUGAUGUGCUUCCUUUCUUCAAGCAAUCACAAAAGGAUGAGACGGGCCGGGAUGCCACGUUCCACGGUGCGGAUGGGGAGUGGGUCAUGGAUGAGGUGCGAUACCAAAAUCCAUUGAGCAAGUUAUUCCUGGAGGUAGGGGAGGCAGCUGGCCUCGGAACCAAUGAUGAUUUCAACAACUGGUCGCAUCCGCAGGAUGGCGUUGGGCGCUUCCAGGUUUCAGAAGUAAACGGAGAACGAUGUUCGGGAGCCACAGCAUUUCUAAGUAAAGCGGCCAAGCGCUCAAAUGUCAUAGUUCGAACUGGCACUAUGGUGAGAAGGAUCGACUUUGAUGAGACAAAAACAGCGAAAGGGAUUACCUACGAUUUGAUGGGCGAUGACACAUGUACGGUACCUUGUUUGAAAGAGGGUGGCGAAGUGCUGGUGACAGGUGGAGCAAUUGCAUCCCCUCAGCUUCUCAUGUGCUCCGGAAUUGGACCUGGCAAGCACUUACGGUCGCUGGGCAUUCCAGUAGUCCACGACAACUCGGCAGUUGGUGAGAACCUGCAGGAUCACCCAGCUGCUGUCGUUUCCUUUAAAACCCCUCAAAAGGGAGUUUCUGUUACUUCUAAAUUGCGGCUCUUCGGUAAGACAAACCCCAUUCCAGUCUUCCAGUGGCUAUUUUUUAAAAGUGGUCUUUUGACCUCCACUGGAUGCGAUCAUGGCGCUUUCGUUCGGACAUCGGAUUCACUCGAACAACCGGACUUGCAGAUUAGAUUCUUGGCAGCUCGCGCUCUUGGACCCGACGGAAUGACCACGUAUACCAAAUUCCGUACGAUGAAAACAGUUGAAGAUGGUUAUUCGUUCCAGAGUGUUGCAUGUCGAGCAAAAAGCAAGGGAAGGAUCCGGUUAUCUUCUUCCAACUCGCACGUAAAGCCUAUGAUUGAUGGCGGAUACCUCUCUAACCAGGAUGAUCUUGCCACACUACGUGCUGGUAUCAAGCUUGGACGUAUGCUCGGUAACCGACCGGAAUGGGGCGAGUACCUUGGUCAAGAGGUGUAUCCAGGGCCAGAUGUGCAAACGGAUGAAGAGAUUGACGAAUACAUUCGUAACUCGCUCCAUACCGCCAAUGCUUUAACGGGGACAUGCAAAAUGGGAACGGGUCGUGGGGCUGUUGUUGGGCCCGAUCUACGUGUAAUUGGGGUCAAUGGUGUACGUGUGGCGGAUUCAUCUGUCUUCCCCUGCAUUCCAGGAGGACAAACGGCAACACCGACCGUCAUGAUAGCGGAUCGGGCCGCUGUUUUUGUUCGG
Phaeodactylum tricornutum CCAP 1055/1 is the source of this 1620-nucleotide messenger RNA. RefSeq lists its product with no specific name. Gene Ontology annotation, cellular component: membrane. Gene Ontology annotation, molecular function: flavin adenine dinucleotide binding; choline dehydrogenase activity. Lineage: Eukaryota; Bacillariophyta; Bacillariophyceae; Surirellales; Neidiaceae. The record is from RefSeq and is a predicted model, not a curated record. The transcript is spliced from 3 exons. The annotation marks the transcript as partial.